Cuscuta campestris is the source of this 803-nucleotide messenger RNA. The record is from the annotation of a GenBank genome assembly. NCBI's taxonomy places the organism in Eukaryota, Viridiplantae, Streptophyta, Magnoliopsida, Solanales, Convolvulaceae.
CUAGGCUGAGAACGGUGCCCAAUUGCUCUCUCGCCUUACUGUUCAUCAUCUUCUCCAAUGACUCUUGGCCGUCUUCACUGAUUUUCCCCUGCUGCUAUGGGUUCUGGCAAAGCUCAGAGUGGUAAGAAAACUAAGAAGAAGGUUCCCAAAAGCCCCAGGAAGAAAGGGGCUGAAGAAGAUGCUACGAAGGUCUCCAGCUUGGCUACGGAUGUAGCUAUGCAAGACCUUGAGAAAGAAAGGGCCCAGACUGCUUCUUCCUCGUCUGCUACGUCCCCUCCUUCUGUGGAAGUUGUUCCUGACAUUGCCCCUCAGGUAGAUACAACUAGUGCGCAGAACACCCCCCAGGUGCUUGACAAAAUGCCUGAACCAGAGAAGGUUGCUGCCAAACCUGUUACCUUUGCUGACCUCUUCAAAGGUAAUAGGGACCCUGACCAAGGUAUGAUUUUGAAGCAAUAUGAUGUUGGUGAAGGCGUUCUACAUAUUCCGGACUCUGUUAUUAAACAGUGUUGGGCUUCCCGUUAUCUUCAUUCAUGGCUUCAGAUACACUGCUCACCUCAUCUUCACCACGUGGUCCAGUGCAGAGUUUCGUUGCUCCAAGUGCAUCCUCCAUAGUCGGGGUAGGUAGUGUGGUAGUGUCUGAAAUACCUAAGUUUAUACCACAAGAGAAUUCGACAGUGAUACGUUGCACACACAAAACAGAGUAUGUACCACAUAGAGAGGUAUGACACACGCAGUGUUCCAACACCCACACAAGCAAGCAAAAACAGACAGUAACGUAACAGAAGUAAAACACACACACAAUA